Paramuricea clavata is the source of this 728-nucleotide messenger RNA. Lineage: Eukaryota; Metazoa; Cnidaria; Anthozoa; Malacalcyonacea; Plexauridae. The record is from the annotation of a GenBank genome assembly.
AUGAUGUUGAAAUAUUUCUACAGCAAAGGAACUUACAACUGGGUUGACGUUCUAGACGAGCUUACGAAUAACUACAACCAUACCAAACACAGCAGUACACUAAUGAGACCCGCCGAUGUAAACAAGUCAAACAAAGACCAGGUAUGGAUUACGCUAUACCGAUACGGAUUAGGAGAAUUUCCAUUACCUAAGUUCAGAGUUGAUGAUACUGUCAGAAUAACGAAGUACAAAAAUAUCUUCACCAAGGGCUAUGAAGCAAACUUUACGGAAGAGAUAUUCAAGGAUGUGAGCGUAUUUAGGGGAGAUCCUAACAUGUACGAAAUAGAAAGUCACGACGGAGAACCGAUUAUUGGAAAGUUCUACGAAGAGAAACUCUCCGCUGUGAACAAAAAGGACGAUGUGUACAGAGUAGAGAAAAUCCUGAGAAGAAAAAAGGUAUGGCAUUGGUUAAGUGGUUAGGAUACGACAGCAAGCACAAUUCCUGGAUUCCAAAAAAAAAUAGUCAGGAUAUAAAAUAAAUGGCCGACAUUGAACUAGACGAAACAAACCGCGUUAACGAUCGCGAAGCUGAAGAAGCGGAAGCAAUGGAGGAAGGAGAAACAAGUUUCAUUGAUGACGACGGAAGACGGGACGAAAGCAUAUUAAUUCCCGUCGGAUUCAAUCCGGACGUUGAUGGAUCAAGACCUAUAGCGGUUCCACACCGAACAUCAGACGAGAUGUUGGAAUAA